Orbicella faveolata is the source of this 5932-nucleotide messenger RNA. RefSeq lists its product as uncharacterized. NCBI's taxonomy places the organism in Eukaryota, Metazoa, Cnidaria, Anthozoa, Scleractinia, Merulinidae. The record is from RefSeq and is a predicted model, not a curated record.
UUAGACAUGUGACAGAACCACUGCCAGUCAACAAGCCCGUCACACCCGGUAUGAAAGCGAGGCUCGUCUCUUCCCGAGGUUUCAAAAGUUUGAUUGACUGAUUCCCAAUAUGGCCACCUAGACGCCAAAAUCGUCUGUUUUCAAGUCCUUUGUACUUCGAAUUCGCACCCAAUAAGCAAACAGCAGUUCUUCAAAGAUUUGUCUUUUGAUUUGUACGAAUAAGAAACGCGUAAGUUUGGUCGAAAGACCUUUAGUUUAUCGCGUGACGUAGUCCUGCUUUCUGGCGUGUUUAUACUUUGGAUGGUUUGAUAUGCGAUAUCUUGUGCAAAAAUGAAUAGCGAAGCUAAUGACAGUACGGAUGCAACAGUGAGUAACGAGGAGACAGACACACUGGAAUCCAUCGCAGAAACAUCGGGGGAGAGUCGAACUGAAAGAAUUCGAAGAUUGAACAGAGAAAGACAGCGACGAAGGCGCGAAAAACUAAGGAUGUCACGCCAGAGUGAAGCGCCAUCGACAACCAGUAACGACGUGGACCCAAACCAUGAUCUUGAGUUGCUGUCUGAGGGAUGUGCGAUUGUAGAAGUGACGCUACCACUGAAAGUCGAGACAGAAAUACCAGAAGAAUUCGAUAGAGAAACUUCCAAGGUAACAAGACCGAAAAGAUCAACGCGAACGCGACAAAAAUCGAGAAAAGAAGGGGCAGCCGAGCAAAUUUCAUCGGACACCGUCUCUUCAGCAAACAACGCCAUUUCGCCACCAUGUCACGACAAUGGCUCAAAAUUUGAUGGCGCUUCAGAUGAGAGUAGUGUUCUGGUUGUUGCCAGUGAAGUAGAAGUGGUCGAUGAAAAACCCCAAGAAAACGGUACCGUAGAGCCAACAGAAACUACAGAAAACAAGGCAGAGGGAAAGAAGCGCCGAACUCGAGACUCGAAGAGACAAACUGACAAAUCACCCGAAGACGUCGCGACAAAGCGAGUAUUUAGAGAGCGUGAAAAGAAGAAAAUGCACGGUUCUAACGAUGAGGUCACGGCGAGAAGAGAAAAACAACGGGAGUUGAAAAGAAAGCAAAAAGAACGGAUGAGUAGCGAUCAAAUUGAAGCACUGAGGGCGAGAUAUCGCGAAUGGAGACGAAAACGAAAGGAAACCAUGACAAACGAGCAACUGGAGAUAAUUCGUAAAGGAAAUCGUGAACGACAGCGAAGACGGCGUGAGCGAUUAGGUAUCAGAAAGCGGUCAACAACCCCUCAGGCAAAAGGAGUAAGCGAAGCGGUAAUACAAGGCAUCAAAAACAAGCAAGCACAAGUUUUAAAACCUUUGGAAUCGAGUCUAAGUCCAGAAGCGAGCCUUGUAGCUGCCGUGAAUCAGGUCGCAUCGCUAAACAGUGUUGAAGCAGCCGCAGCGGCCGCCGCUCUUAUGCCAAAUAGUUCUCGCAUCGAAGGUCCAGUUGCUGUCACAGUGGAAGUGAAUCCAGCCGCUUCUGGAAUGGCACCAAGUGCUAUCCAAAACACACAGACCCUAGUGCAGCCGUCAUCUUCGACACCUCAGCUCGUAAGUCUUCCUGUCACAUCAACAAAUGUAACACAAGGGUCUUUGCCUCCCGGAAUGCCUGUCCUUGGCCCUCAGGGAACUAUUCUUCAAGGACUGCCUCCAGGAUCUGGUACACUGUACAGCAUGACAAUGCCAGGAAUUCAAGGUGCUUUACUUCCCGGGAUUCCUGUAACUGCUGGCCAAACUUUACCUGGGGUACAAGGAAACCCUGUCGGUGGAAUGCCUUUCUCUGGCAUGCAGGGACUCAUGCCUGGCAUGUCUCCUCAGGGUGCAUUUUUGUCAGCAUCCCAAGCUGGGGUCCUUCCUGGGAUGCAGACGUUUAGUAGCAUGGCUCCUACUAUGACCAAGGACGGCCAGAUCUUACACAGCAUUUCAACCCUUCUUCCCAUUGCGCCAAUGCAAGGUAUUCAGGGAACAGGCCAGGGUGUAGCAUUCCUUGCACCCAUGCCUAUGACAGGGCCAGCUGGUCAAGUUCAAGCCUUUCCAGAUAUGAGGGGUACAGUGGCCACUCCAGUUAGAGCACCAAGUCCUGGCGUCAGUACAGUGGUAGCUUCAGUUCCAAUAGCAGAAAGUGUGACGGCUGAAACAGUUGCUGUUGUUUCCCCUGGGGAUGGAAGUGAUGCAAGUGGUGCUGACUCCAAAGGUAAAAAUGCAGCUUCACCUAAACCUAGAGGAAGAAGAGGGCGGAAAAGAACUACCUCUGCCGCUGAAAUGCUAGCAAACCUCAGCAACCUUCCUCCAACCAGCACCCCUAUGUCUUCCAUGCUAUCAGCAUUGGCUUCCCAGGUCAGAGGUAAUGCAGAGAAGGAGGGAGAGCCACCUGCCAAGAGAGCAACAGUGGAAGUAACUCAGGUUGCUACAGUGCAGAGAGCACCGGCUCCACAAGAUUCAAGUCAAAUAACAGUUGUUGCUGGGGGCGAGGCCACUGUCAGACCUAAUGUAGUCAGCCAUCCAGAAAUGCUACCAACAGUUCCUGCUUCAAACUCCAGUGCUAAGAUUCCGCACAUGAGUACCUUCCUCAAUACCAUGGGUGGCAGUCCAAUUCCUAGCAUGAGCAUGCCGUUUGCAACUGCUGCAGGUUUAGCAAGGCCUAUGAACACAUUUCCUCCUGGUCUACAAGCAGUGCCUGGUCAGUUCUUCCCACCUAGGGUUUCGGUUGGUGUGGAAACAGAGGAGAUUAGGAAAACAACAGUCGGCACAAACACUGAAAACAACCAGCAGAUACCAGCUGGUUGUACUGACCAGUCUGCAGUGAUGUCGUCAGUAGGCACUAUGACUGACUCCUUGUACAAAGUGUCUGUUGGUACCGGAACUGCUGGGACAGCGCAGCAGAGUGAUGGACAAUCACAUGACGUCAGUGCAACAGAUGGAACUACUGCAAGUGUUGUGGAAGAAAGUGUAACAUUACAGAUGGAAAUAAGCCAGGAGAAAGUGAGUCAAGAAGUGGCAGAAGUGCAAGAAAUCAACCCAGUGGAAAUAAUACAAGAGGCAUUAAACCAGGAGCAGAUAGAGCCAACUGUGGUAAUACAGGAAGAAGUUGUAGAAGAAGUGGUCGGAGUAACUGAAGUUGCAAAGAUUACACCUAUAGGAGAUGGUAUAUAAUCUUGACAUAAACUUAGCUCUUAAGGAACGAUAGUUAAGACUUCAUCGUAAACAAGUUUAAUAUGUAUAAUACUUACGUAAGCAUGGUUUUCCCUUUAAAAUAGGGCUUGCAUCUAUGUGAGAAUAGAAAACACCCUGACAAAUCACUAGAAAUUCUUGAAACCUCAAGUCUAGGGUUGUUUCCUUUGAAAAAGACUGUUGCAGGCAAUGAAGUUGUUCCCAAGCUUUUGGAAGUUACUGGUUGGGCCCCUCCCCCCAAAAAGAGAAACCUUGUAUAAUAGUAGAACUACACAGCUGUUUUCCUUAUCCAUUCACUCUUAUGAGUCCCGUCAUUCCAUGCACUGUUUGUUAUCUCGAGUAACUGUUCUUGCACUAAUCUUUCAUUAACAUUUCUUUAUCUCUUACCUAAUAGCUAUUUGCUGUUGAGGCCUUCUCGACCUUGCUUUCAUUAAUAUAAUGUUAUAUUAUGGACUAUGACUUAACAAAUACCAGAAAACAAGCAUGAUGAAUUUAACAACAUGGUAAUGUUUGAGGCCCCGGGCUUCAAGAGUGAAAUUUUAUGGUGGGUUGAAUGUUUGGGCAAUGUUUUACAAAUUCUCAUGACCAUCUUGGUUAUCUCAUCUUGGUCUUUCUAUUUUCUCAAAGUUGUGGUCUAUGAAGUAAAUAAAAAAUUUACAACAACAUUGAUAGAAAAUAAGUGAACAGUGACGUGACCUCAAGCUGUAAAGAGCGUACUGUACUUUCUUAAAAAACAGGUGAAAAAUGUCAUAUAAGUAUUGUUGAAUGUAAAUUUGGGACUCAGAGAGACAGAUAGAGUCUAGAUUUUUCCUAACCUAAAAAACAGCAGGAAGUUAUUUUCACUGUUACAACUUCUUAUUAGUAAUGAACUUGUUCAAGUUGCCCGACUCAAAGAGGUGGAACACUAGCUGUUUCUGUAAGUUAGAGAACUUACUUUAAUUUUCCUAUUAUGUAGUGAGCACUUUUAAAAUUCGUUACCCGGAGGUAUAAAACGUACAUGUCUGCAAAAAUAUAUGUUUUACUUUCAAAAUCUAGUGGCAUAGGGUUUUCAACAAUAAGCAUGUUGUAACAGAGCUCAAAAUCUGAUACUGUAUGCUGUUCCAUCUUCAAAGAACAUAUUAAGCGAUAAUGAUAAUUUUAUUAUGUUAUUUGCCUACCUUCAUUAAGGCUUCAAUGAUAUUGAUGAGUUAGCAAAGAAUUAUGUUGUGUUAGGCUAAAGUAUCUGAUUUAGAAAAAAAUAGUCAACACUGAAAAGUUUUAAGAAACAAAUUAAAAUACCUGUAUGAAUCAGGUUGUGGAAAGCAAAGUACUAGUGUUGCAGGUUAUGUGCCAAAAAAAAAACUUUGUCUUGGUUAAGGCAACCAACUACAAGUCAGUCUAUGAUUGGUUCUCUGUCAUUUAAUGCAUGUUUUGCAAGAAGACAGAAAGGUUUUCUUUGCUAUCAUAAAGUGUUCUUAAUUGAAGCCUUUUUCAUUGCUGCCAUCUACUGUAUCGAUAUAUACAUAUAUGUAGCUUGCGAUAAGCAUACUUAGAUUCCAUUUCGUGUUCAUAUAUCCAGAUUUUUUAAAAAACCUUUAUUAGUCAUAACUUGGGUUGAUUGGAGUAGUUUUAUAGCUCACUACUGUUGUGGUCACAAGAUCUAAGGGGAUAUUUGUAUAUUUUAUUGUGUAAGUAUGGUAACCUACAGUGACAUCAUUAAUCUUAUAGGUUUGGUAGCGUGAAGAUCAAACACUGAUCAAGUUUUAAAGCUUCUUUAAUCAUUACUAAGUAAGGUGAUUUCUUGUGGCAAGGUGUUAUAACACAUUUUGAAGUGCAAUGAAACAGAAAGAAAGUCAAAAGGUUUUAUUUUGGUACAGGCAAAGCCACAUAUAGUUGAUAUUAUCUUUAAUCAGGAAUUUAAACAAGUUGAUCGUGCAUGGUUGUAAUUAUUAUAAUUAUUAUUACUAAUGAUUGUAGUGCUUUUAUUAGGUAGUUGGUACAUACAGAGAACAGCCUGACAACUGGAAAACGCUAUGAUGCUUUUGUUAUAGUUUAACUAUCAUCAUUUGCAUCAGUUAUAUUCAGUGGGAUAUUUUAAAACAGUUUGCUGGUUCUUAAUACAAUAGUUUUAAAUUUCUUUGAGAAAUCGAAGGAAGUUUUUUAACCAUGGCUUUCAUUUAAAUAACAUACAAAUUGCCGUAAUUUAUUGGAAUUAAGUUGCCAGUUGCACUAUUGUUGAUGUCAUAAUAGCCUGUUUAGCUGGCAGUCUUUGUUGUGUGAUUCAAGGAGGUGUUGGAAAAAAAAAAUCGGCCAUAAUUUAUUUCAAGCCAUUCAUGGCUGUCCUUGUUCAUUUUCGGUUUAUUACAUGUAGUAUACAAAUUGGUGUUUUGUACCUUAGAGAACGGUUAGAAGUUUGAAGUUUCAAUCAAUUUGAAAUUAAUUUCAAACAUUAGAAAAGUGACAAAUUAUCAUAACUAAUUUCCUGAAAGUACUGAUUGCAAAGCUGUUGGAAUAUACAGUGAGGGGAACAGCGAGGGAGAACGAAUGUGCUGUUUCCUUUUUAAUUCUUCCAUUGACUGCCAGUUACACAAGCUAUCAUAUGGCCUAAUUCAAUGUUCUUGAUGCCUUUAUAGUGGUAUAAAAAGGACUUAAAACAAAACAUAUUGCUUUCUAGUAUGACGGUUGCAGAAGACGUGGACAGGAUUGUUUGUCUGACAUUAUGUGAUUUAUUUUAGACACGCCUAUGAUUUAAGUAAACAAAAUAAUAUUAAAUGCUGGUGUUUUC